AUGAGGCUGCGGAGGCAGAAGAAGGGCGUGGUCUCCUUCCUGGGGGAUUUUCUGACUGAAUUACACAGGUUGGCUUCAGCCAUCCCGGAUGAUCUGGAUGGCAACACCAACAAGAGGAGGAAGGAGGUCCAAGUUCUGCAGGAAAUGCAGCUGCUCCAAGUGGCUGCCAUGAAUUACAGGCUACGGCCUCUGGAGAAAUUUCUCACCUGUUUCUCAAGAAUGGAGCAGCUCAGUGACAAGGACAGUUACAAGCUGUCCUGCCAGCUGGAGCCUGAAUUCCAGUAA
Messenger RNA from Rhinopithecus roxellana (golden snub-nosed monkey), 285 nucleotides. Its product is annotated as ral-GDS-related protein-like. Lineage: Eukaryota; Metazoa; Chordata; Mammalia; Primates; Cercopithecidae. The transcript has 5 exons. Gene Ontology annotation, molecular function: guanyl-nucleotide exchange factor activity. Gene Ontology annotation, biological process: small GTPase-mediated signal transduction. The record is from RefSeq and is a predicted model, not a curated record. The coding region runs from base 1 to 285 and encodes 94 amino acids.